This is a messenger RNA of Ostertagia ostertagi, 576 nucleotides long. The record is from the annotation of a GenBank genome assembly. Lineage: Eukaryota; Metazoa; Nematoda; Chromadorea; Rhabditida; Trichostrongylidae.
AUGAUGCCGCAUUCGUCUUCAGUGCCUAUUUUACAUCAGUCUGUGAGUCGUCCACGUCUUCUUCAACGCCCACAAAUGCCUCGUAGAGGUGAGCAGCCAGCUAUCGGUGUCCGGUCAUUCUCAGCUCGCUGUGAAACCCGCAAUUCUACUCGAAGUGAAGGCUCAACCAGGCUGUCUUGCUGGCUUCCGUCUCACAUGAUGGAAACGCGAAGUAAUCGUAAAGGUCGGCAGAACAAAUUAGGUGGUCGUUCAGUAGACGUUAAGAAACUUGUCGCUCUGUGCAAAUCCUCGCUAUGCCGCUGCCGUAGAUGUCGUCAUGACAACUCUUUACGACGUCGAGUCUCGAAGUAUAACCCAAGAUUCAUCCCCAGCGGCAUUGGAAAGUACAACGUCGUCAGACGAAGUCUGUGUAUUUGCGGGCGUGACACCGAGUUCAUGGAGACCGUUUCCUCUAUAAAAAUCAAAUUCCUCGAUCCAUUGGUUGCAAAGCAAAUUGCUGAUAUGCUUGAUUGGGCGGCGCUGUUGGCUUUAAUUGCAUUCCUUUUAAAAAUUCUACUCAGAGUACUUGAUCUUUGA